Messenger RNA from Chondrus crispus (carragheen), 243 nucleotides. RefSeq lists its product as hypothetical. Bases 1 to 243 code for a protein of 80 amino acids. The record is from RefSeq and is a predicted model, not a curated record. Lineage: Eukaryota; Rhodophyta; Florideophyceae; Gigartinales; Gigartinaceae. The transcript has a single exon.
AUGGAUAGAUACGACGCGAGCAGGAUCGAGCACAUAUAUUUAAGCGAAGUUAACAUGCGAAGAAAAGACAGCGGCAGACAAGCCCAGCACCUGUUCUGGAUCUCCUGUUCCCCCCUGACCUUCUCCCGUCCUCAUCACACGGAGAGUACCACCGGUAGUCCCUUCACGUUUCACCCAGAAUUCGUACGGGAUGUCCGAGCUCUUCAAAACCGUACAGUAUUUGCAGAAUUACGCUCUAUGUAG